CAAGCCGCGAUACAAUGGCAGCUGCGCGCGACCGUAAGCAUUCGAGCUAACGUCAACCGACUGCAUAUCGCGACGCUGCGGUGCACGUGUUGCGUCUCCGGUAGUCGCGUUGGGUUCCGGUCCAGUGAUCGCGGGAAGCGGCGGCUCGUCUCCCAGCUCGCUGAUGGAGCACAUCCGACUACCGAAGGUGGAGAAGGUCAGGCUGCUUGACAGAGUCUCCCCAAGGAGAAGCAGGGUGGGAACCCUCUACCUGACGGCCACGCACACCAUCUUUGUGGAGAACGAAGCAGCGGUGCGCAGUGAAACAUGGGUGCUUCACAGCUUGGUGUGCAGCGUGGAGAAACAAGCCGCCACAGCCUCGGGAUGUUCUCUGCUCGUUCGCUGCAAGAACUUCCAGGUUCUUCACUUUGUCGUGCCUCGGGAGCGGGAGUGCCACGACGUCCACCUGUCCCUGCAGCGCCUCUCCCAGCCAGAGCGUUGCGAGGAGCUGUAUUGUUUCUCCUACAAACCCAACGUAGAUGAGGAGGAGAGGCGGCGGGAAUGGGACUUUUUGGACCUCAAGGCUGAUUACAGCAGAAUGGGACUGCCAAACUCCCUGUGGAAACUCUCCCCUGUCAACCAACACUACAAGGUGAGCGACACGUACCCGGCUGACCUGUUCGUGCCUCAGUCGGCCACGCCGCCGGUCAUAGUGGGCAGCUCCAAGUUCAGGAGCCGGGGCAGAUUUCCUACUCUAUCGUACUACUCCAAAGAAAACCAUGCCGCCAUCUGCCGCAGCAGCCAGCCGCUGUCUGGCUUCAGCGCUCGCUGCCUGGAGGAUGAACAGAUGCUUGAGGCCAUCUUGAGGUCCAAUCCCCGCAGCGACUUCAUGUACGUGGUGGACACCAGGCCGAAGCUGAAUGCAAUCGCCAACCGAGCUGCAGGAAAAGGCUACGAAAACGAGGAUAACUACUCCAACAUUAAAUUCCAGUUCAUCGGCAUCGAGAACAUCCAUGUCAUGAGAAACAGCCAGCAAAAGAUGCUGGAGGCGUGUGAGCUGCGUUCCCCCUCCAUGUCAGACUUCCUGGAAGGUCUGGAGAGCUCAGGCUGGCUGAAGCACAUCAAAGCUGUUUUGGAUGCAGCCAUCUUCAUCGCUAAGGCUGUUGCAGAGGAGGGGGUCAGUGUACUGGUUCACUGUUCAGACGGUUGGGAUCGCACUGCUCAGGUGUGUUCAGUGGCCUGCGUGCUGCUGGAUCCUCACUACCGGACCCUCAGAGGAUUCAUGGUUCUCAUAGAGAAAGACUGGAUUUCAUUUGGACACAAGUUCUCUCACAGAUGCAACCACCUGGUGGGAGACCCCAAGGAGAUGUCCCCCGUCAUCGAUCAGUUCCUGGAGUGCGCCUGGCAGAUCAUGGAGCAGUUCCCCUGUGCCUUUGAGUUCAACGCGAGGUUCCUCAUCACCAUUCACAGCCACGUCUACUCCUGCCAGUACGGCAACUUCAUUGGCAACAAUCAGCGAGAGAGGAUAGCGCUGGGAUUGCGUGAGAGGACUCACUCUCUGUGGAGCUAUCUGUGGAAGAACAAGGCCGACUACAUGAACCCUCUGUACCGACCAGACCACAGGCAGACCGAGGGGCUCCUCCGGCCCUCUACUGCACCCUACUGCUUUAAGUCUUGGAGAGGGCUGUACAACCGCUUUGACCAAGGGAUGCAUCCUCGACAGUCGGCAGAGGAUUAUCUGAGUGCCAUCCAGGAGGAGACGCAGCAGCUGGAGGAUCAGCUGGCUUCACACCAACGGAAAAUUGCUCAGCUGGAGCAGGAGGGAGGUGUCACCUGGGGAGCCGUGGCCUUUGAUAAGAGCCCCACGGCGUGGGCUCUCGGUAGUGACAUGGAGCUGGCCAACACCCCUCAGGACUACGCCGGGGGCUUCGUCACCAGCAGCCCCUGUCAGCACAAAGCGCCAGAGGGCAGCCUGCUCCUUCUGACCCACGACGGCAACAUCUCCAACGGCAGCGACCAGGAGUCGGGGAUCGCCGACGUGAGCUGUCUCUCGCCCCUCAGCGAGGACAGCGCCAGGGACCCGGACUCCGACGAGGCCGCCUACUCGGCCGCCUGAGGCAAAUGUAGCGUUUGGUGGAAGGUGUAGCAGCCACCAGACAGCCACUGUGCCGCCUAUCAGACCUUCACAUUCCACGUGUAACCCAGCUAUUCGCUUACUCCAGUGAAACGUCUUAUCUGAGAGACACUAAGUAACUUGCACUUUUGUUUUUACGUAGCUGUGGGGGACUCGGCCUGUUGUCACACACAACACGAGUUGAUUUUGUUUACUGUAGCCGACCACAUUUCCCCUCUCACUUAACCCGCCGAGGAGCAAAUCCGGAUGCUGCUUGCUUUCAUGUCUGUUGUUAAAGGCCGAGGAGACCCUUGGGAGAGUGCCCACAACUUUAUUACAACACACCAUGUUUCUGAUUUAACUUAUUUAAUCAAGAAUGACUUAUGAACAAUUCAA
Molecule: messenger RNA, 2488 nt
Organism: Gasterosteus aculeatus aculeatus (three-spined stickleback)
Lineage: Eukaryota; Metazoa; Chordata; Actinopteri; Perciformes; Gasterosteidae
Gene: mtmr7a
Product: myotubularin related protein 7a
Biological process (GO): phosphatidylinositol dephosphorylation
Cellular component (GO): cytoplasm
Molecular function (GO): phosphatidylinositol-3-phosphate phosphatase activity; phosphatidylinositol-3,5-bisphosphate phosphatase activity
Source: RefSeq, a predicted model, not a curated record